Messenger RNA from Lynx canadensis (Canada lynx), 6269 nucleotides. It is a transcript of the gene PXDN, whose product is annotated as peroxidasin. The record is from RefSeq and is a predicted model, not a curated record. Gene Ontology annotation, molecular function: protein binding; peroxidase activity; heme binding. Gene Ontology annotation, biological process: response to oxidative stress. The transcript is spliced from 23 exons. The coding region runs from base 1 to 4449 and encodes 1482 amino acids. NCBI's taxonomy places the organism in Eukaryota, Metazoa, Chordata, Mammalia, Carnivora, Felidae.
AUGGCCGUGCGCCCCGCGGGCCCCGCGGGCCCCGCGCGCCGCUGCCUGCUGGCGCUCGUGCUGUGCUGCGGCUGGGGGGCGCUGGCCACGGGGACCCCGAAGCCGGGCGCCGGCUGCCCGAGCCGCUGCCUGUGCUUCCGCAGCACCGUGCGCUGCAUGCAUCUGCUGCUGGAGGCCGUGCCCGCCGUGGCGCCGCAGACCUCCAUCCUGGAUCUGCGCUUUAACAGAAUCCGGGAGAUCCAGCCCGGGGCAUUCAGGAGGCUGAGAAACUUGAAUACGUUGCUUCUCAACAACAAUCAAAUCAAGAGCAUACCCAGCGGAUCAUUUGAAGACUUGGAGAAUUUAAAAUAUCUCUAUUUGUACAAGAAUGAGAUCCAGUCAAUUGACAGGCAAGCGUUUAAGGGACUUGCCUCUCUAGAACAACUAUACCUGCACUUUAAUCAGAUCGAAACUUUGGACCCAGAGUCAUUCCAACAUUUGCCGAAGCUGGAAAGGCUAUUUUUACAUAACAACCGAAUCACACAUUUGGUUCCAGGAACAUUCAGUCACUUGGAAUCCAUGAAGAGACUGAGACUGGACUCCAACGCGCUGCACUGCGACUGUGAAAUCCUGUGGCUGGCGGAUUUGCUGAAAACCUACGCCAAGUCCGGCAACGCGCAGGCGGCCGCCACCUGUGAAUACCCGCGACGUAUCCAGGGGCGCUCGGUGGCCACGAUCACCCCUGAAGAGCUGGACUGUGAAAGGCCCCGGAUCACAUCAGAGCCCCAGGACGCGGAUGUCACCUCGGGGAACACUGUGUUUUUCACAUGCAGAGCAGAAGGCAACCCCAAACCCGAGAUCAUCUGGCUUCGAAACAACAACGAGCUGAGCAUGAACACAGAUUCCCGCCUCAACUUGCUGGACGACGGAACCCUGAUGAUCCAAAACACACAGGAGACAGACCAGGGGAUUUACCAGUGCAUGGCGAAAAAUGCCGCCGGGCAGGUGAAAACACAAGAAGUCACCCUCAGGUACUUUGGGUCUCCAGCCCGACCCGCUUUUGUAAUCCAGCCACAGAACACGGAGGUGCUGGUCGGCGAGAGUGUCACCCUGGAGUGCAGCGCCACAGGCCACCCUGUGCCGCGGAUCACCUGGACCAAAGGGGACCGCACGCCCCUGCCUGAGGACCCUCGCGUGAGCAUCACCCCCUCUGGUGGCCUGUACAUUCAGAACGUCCAGCAGGACGACAGUGGGGAGUACACGUGCUUCGCAUCCAACAGCCUGGACAGCAUCCACGCUGCGGCUCUGAUCAUCGUCCAGGCUCUUCCCCAGUUCACCGUGACCCCUGCGGACAGAGCUGUUAUCGAGGGCCAGACGGUCGAUUUCCAGUGUGAGGCCAAGGGCUACCCACAGCCGGUCAUAGCGUGGACCAAAGGAGGGAGCCAGCUGUCCGUGGACCGGCGACACCUCGUCCUCUCCUCGGGAACGCUCAGGAUCUCGGGUGUGGCGCUCCACGACCAGGGCCAGUACGAGUGCCAGGCUGUCAACAUCAUCGGCUCCCAGAGGGCUGUGGCCCACCUGACCGUGCAGCCCAGAGUCACCCCGGUGUUUGCCAGCAUCCCGAGCGACAGGACGGUGGAGGUGGGCACCAACGUGCAGCUCCCCUGCAGUGCCCAGGGGGAGCCUGAGCCCGUCAUCACCUGGAACAAGGAUGGGGUUCAGGUGACGGAAAGCGGGAAGUUUCAUAUCAGCCCCGAGGGGUUCUUGACCAUCCACGACGUCGGGACCGCGGACGCAGGCCGCUACGAGUGUGUGGCCAGGAACACUAUCGGGCAGGCCUCCGUCAGCAUGGUGCUCAGCGUGAGCGUUCCUGACGUCAGCCGAAACGGGGACCCGUUUGUGGCCAAGUCGAUUGUUGAAGCAAUUGCGACUGUGGACAGAGCCAUAAACUCGACCCGCACGCACCUGUUUGACAGCCGUCCCCGUUCUCCCAAUGACCUGCUGGCCUUGUUCCGGUACCCGAGGGACCCCUACACCGUGGAGCAGGCACGCGCGGGAGAGAUAUUUGAGCGGACGUUGCAGCUGAUUCAGGAGCACGUGCGGCACGGGCUGAUGGUCGACCUGAAUGGAACAAGUUACCACUACAACGACCUCGUGUCCCCCCAGUACCUGAGCCUCAUCGCCAACCUGUCCGGCUGCACGGCACACCGGCGCGUGAACAACUGCUCGGACAUGUGCUUCCACCAGAAGUACCGCACGCACGACGGCACCUGCAACAAUCUGCAGCACCCCAUGUGGGGCGCCUCGCUGACCGCCUUCGAGCGCCUGCUGAAGGCCGUGUACGAGAACGGGUUCAACACCCCGCGGGGCAUCGACCCCGGCCGGCUGUACCACGGCCACGCGCUGCCCAUGCCUCGCUUGGUGUCCACGUCCCUGAUCGGGACCGAGACCGUCACGCCCGACGAGCAGUUCACGCACAUGCUCAUGCAGUGGGGCCAGUUUCUGGACCACGACCUGGACUCCACGGUGGUGGCCCUGAGCCAGGCUCGCUUCUCCGAUGGACAGCACUGCAGCUCCGUGUGCAGCAACGACCCCCCCUGCUUCUCGGUCGCCGUGCCCCCCAACGACCCCCGCGUCAGGAACGGGGCUCGCUGCAUGUUCUUCGUGCGUUCCAGCCCCGUGUGCGGCAGCGGGAUGACGUCCCUCCUCAUGAACUCCGUGUACCCGCGGGAGCAGAUCAACCAGCUCACCUCCUACAUCGACGCCUCCAACGUGUACGGGAGCACGGAGCACGAGGCGCGCGCCAUCCGGGACCUGGCCAGCCACCGGGGGCUCCUGCGGCAGGGCAUCGUGCAGCGGUCGGGGAAGCCGCUGCUGCCCUUUGCCACCGGGCCGCCCACGGAGUGCAUGCGGGACGAGAACGAGAGCCCCAUCCCCUGCUUCCUGGCCGGGGACCACCGCGCCAACGAGCAGCUGGGCCUGACCAGCAUGCACACGCUGUGGUUCCGGGAGCACAACCGCGUGGCCGCCGAGCUGCUCUCCCUGAACCCGCACUGGGACGGGGACACCAUCUACCACGAGGCGAGGAAGAUCGUGGGUGCGCAGGUGCAGCACAUCACCUACCAGCACUGGCUGCCCAAGGUGCUGGGCGAGGUAGGCAUGAAGGCGCUGGGCGACUACCGCGGCUACGACCCAGGCGUCAACGCCGGCAUCUUCAACGCCUUCGCCACGGCCGCCUUCAGGUUCGGCCACACGCUGGUCAACCCCGUGCUCUACCGGCUGGACGAGAACUUCGAGCCCAUCGUGCAGGGACACAUCCCCCUGCACAAAGCCUUCUUCUCUCCCUUCCGCAUCGUGAACGAGGGCGGCAUCGACCCUCUGCUCAGGGGCCUGUUCGGCGUGGCCGGGAAGAUGCGUGUCCCCUCGCAGCUGCUGAACACGGAGCUCACCGAGCGGCUCUUCUCCAUGGCGCACGCGGUGGCCCUGGACCUGGCCGCCAUCAACAUCCAGCGGGGCCGGGACCACGGCAUACCGCCCUACCACGAAUACCGAGUGUACUGCAACCUGUCGUCCGCCCACACCUUUGAGGACCUGAAAAAUGAGAUCAAGGACCCCGAGAUCCGGGAGAAGCUGAGACGGUUAUACGGGUCCCCCCUCAACAUCGACUUAUUUCCUGCCCUCAUGGUAGAGGACUUGGUCCCUGGCAGCCGCUUGGGACCGACCCUGAUGUGCCUGCUGAGUACACAGUUCAAGCGGCUGAGAGAUGGGGACAGGCUGUGGUACGAGAGCCCGGGGGUGUUCUCCCCGGCGCAGCUGACACAGAUCAAGCAGACGUCGCUGGCCAGGAUUCUGUGCGACAACGCGGACAACAUCACGCGUGUGCAGAGGGACGUGUUCCGGGUGGCCGAGUUCCCCCACGGCUACAGCAGCUGCGACGACAUCCCCCGCGUGGACCUGCGCGUGUGGCAGGACUGCUGCGAAGACUGCCGGACCCGGGGACAGUUCAACGCGUUCUCGUAUCAUCUCCGAGGCAGGCGGUCCCUGGGGUUCAGCUACCAGGAGGACGGCCCCGCCGGGGGAGCAGGACCCGGGGGGACACCAAGCAUGGGGCAGCACAGAAAGCGCCCUGGCAAUGCCACGGCCGCGUCCCACGAGCGUCCACAGGUUCCGGGGACGAACGACUUCAAGGACUUCGUUGUGGAAAUGCAGAAGACCAUCACGGACCUCAGAGAGCAGAUAAAGAGGCUGGAGGCCCGGCUCAGCGCCACGGACUGCACGGACGCAGACGGGGAGCCUCACGCCAACGGCGCCACGUGGAAGCAAGACGCGUGUACCACCUGCGAGUGCCGUGACGGGCAGGUCACGUGCUUUGUGGAAGCCUGCCAGCCUGCUGGUUGCCCAGCGCCCGUGAGAGCCCCCGGGGCCUGCUGUCCGGCCUGCCCGAGAGACGGCUCGGGGAAGAGGCCGUAGGCUCCGCGAAGCCUUCGGCGCCCACGCGGGGCGUGUGGACGAGAGGGACCGUCGCCGCCCGGGACCCCUUCUGUCUCCGGAGGAGCACAGGUGCUUAGACCAGAGCGUUGGCGGAGGAGAAACCACGGACACACGUCCUGACUUCACGUUAGAUUCUCAGGUUUUUAUUUAAGUUUUUUUAAUGACAAAUUGGUGCUACUAGUAAGUUGCACGGUCCAGUUAUUUAGGCUCCUGGAUUCGUGUCCCUGGACGCUACUCGUCUCCCCAACCAAACGUUCGUCCCGCUGGGCUCCGACGCCUGGAGCUCGGCAGCCGCCCGCCGUGAGGGCGCGUCACGGAGCCGCCAGAAGGAAGCGCACCGCAGGGAGAGCGAGAUCAGUACUCGGCCGAUGGACAGGCUGCUGGGAGAGCCGGCUGACGUCCGGGCGGCGGGUGCGGGCUCCCCGGCCCCGACCCGACACCAGCACGGAGCACACGGCCCCGCGGCUCAGCCCCCGCUCGCCGGCGACCUCCAGCACGUCUCCCGUGAGGACAUCCAGCCACGUCCAGAAACCACGGCUUGCGUGGCGCCGCCUGGGGUGGACCGAGUGUGGAACCCCCCCCCCCCAUUCCUACUCAACCCCGGGUGUGGUGCCCGCACGGAGGCCUCUCCCGACAGAGGUGUCGGUGUUGGCGACUUUCUGACUUCAGGUUGUGUAAGUGCCUUAAGGAAACAAUCAGUCCCUAUACCUCAUUUGUAUUUUCAAAGCGCAGGAUGUUUGACGAGAUUGCGCCCGUGCUUGCGGUGUUCGGGUGGCAGAGAAAUGCCUUCCACUGUGCGAAAGUCGUCUCCGAAUUCAGUGAAGGGCAACUAUCAUACCUCGUGGUCUCUCUUUUCAAUUGACCGGAAACCUCCUUCUUUGUUUUCAAUAUGAAGUGAUCUGUGUCCUCAGAAACGUGUCCCUGAGCGUGCGGGCGCCGUGGGAAGAGCCCCGAGGCCACAGGUGGUUUCGUAUGUGGGGGGCGCGUCCCGGGCUGGGGGGUCGGGGGCACCUCAUCCCUGGGGUGGCCGGGAGGCCGUCGGGCACGUCGUGAGCAGUUUUGAAGCCUGACCUGGGUCCGGCACGGCCUUCCUUCCGGAAGCAGGAGACCCCGGCUCUGUGACCAGCCGGCCCCAACCGCGGGAGGGAGUGCACACCCCCGCCAUGAGCGUGUUCACAGCGGCUCUAAACACAGCCAACUUGACUUCUCAUCCUCGUCACGUUGAGUGGUAAAUACAAGCUGGCGUUCCGUGGGGCGUGGGACUGCCCCUGAGGGAUCAAGUCACUUUUAACACCCAACCCCUAGAACCGAUUUCUGUCGAGCAGAGAGCGGAGGACUGUCCACACCGUGACAGUUGUGGAGGUUGCUCAGGUGUAGAACGACAGCGGACCCCACCCUCCGCGAGCAGCCGGCGUCUCCAGGCGCCUUGGUGGCGGACUGUGGUUUUGCUUGGAGGCACAUGCACGUGGGCUAGAACAGGUGACUGGGACCGUGUCCUCUACCCGGAGGCGCGGCUGCCUGUGACUCGCGGUGCCUGUCUGGAACCGCAGCGGGAACGUGGAAUGUGGCGGGGCCACCGGAUUAAUCUCACGCGGAGCGUCCGAGCUGCGGGCGGGUUUCCGGGGCCCUCUCGGCAGCCACGGUGACGUGAGGCGAGUGUACAUAUUUAUUUACUUUCUGACUGUUGCCAACAGACAAGUGCCUUUUUACGUUCAUUGUAACCAGUUCAUACCAAAGAAACGUUUGCACUAUGUAACGAUGCCUUCAGUUCAAAUAAACGGGCCACGUUUUCAAACGGA